UGAACGCCCUCCUCCGCCCCCGACCCCACCCGUUUUAUUUCCAUUUUCUCAAGUCACAACUUGACCAAACUUUGUGUGGCUGUAACCAUGUUGAGAAAUAAAGCAGGAAUGUACAGAGGACGGAGCUGCUCUUUUAAAGCACUGUAACACACACGGGGAUCGGCUGUCUGGGAACUCUUCUUGCUUUUGUUCAUUGUUUUCUGUGAUGUGACUGAAGCCCACCAGAGCAGAACUAUGAGUGAAAACGACAUCCUGGAGAUGGACUCUCUGUCUGACACCGAGGAGCAGCACGGUGAUGCAGAGUCGGGCAUGAUAGACGAGGAAAUGGUUUACCCUGAAGAGUUUCUACCAACAUAUCACAGUAUUCGAGAAGGAGCAAAAGUAGCCAAAGCACAAGAGGCAGAGUUUAACGGCAAACCCGACUCCUUGUUCUUCAACGACGGCGUGCGGAGGAUUGACUUUAUCCUGGUGUAUGAAGAUGAGGACAAGAAGGACUUUGAGAAAAGACGCACAUUCGCAAGGCGCUUGAGACGGCGAGAGUACUUUGAAGCCAGCCUGAUGAAGAUGGGCGUGGAGUUGGAGGCCACACCAUCUGUAGUAGAUGACAAACUCACGUUUUUGAAGAUUCACAUGCCAUGGGACGUGCUGUGCACCUACGCUGAGGUCUUGCACAUCAAGCUCCCCAUCCAGGUCAAUGAUCUGUCGUCCCGCCCAUCACCGUGGCGAUAUCUCUCCUGGAUCACGAAGCCCUUCUAUCCCAACGAAGACCUGAUCAGAAAGGAGACCGAGUUCUUCACUGCCCCCUUUGAGAAAGACCGUCUGGACUAUUUCUAUUUCAAAGACAGAGAUAUUUUCUUCACUCCAUCAAUGAGGAGCAGAAUGGCAUAUUACAUCCUGAGCCGAGCUCCCUAUGAAAUAAAAGGGAGCAUAAAGAAGUUUGGCAUGAACAAGCUGCUGGAUGGUGGAGUGUACAAAGCUGCCUAUCCCCUCCAUGAUUGCAGGUUUAAUGUCAAGUCCAGUGAAGAGGGCUGCCCCAACGAGAGAUAUCUGCUCUAUGAAGAAUGGGCUCAUCCCAAAAGCUUCUACAAGAUGCAACCACUUGACCUUAUACGGAAGUACUAUGGGGAGAAGAUCGGCAUUUACUUUGCCUGGUUGGGUUUUUACACAUUAAUGCUCGCUCUGGCUGCUGCUGUGGGACUCGGCUGUUUCAUUUACGGAUACACCACUCAAGAUAUCAGCACCUGGAGCAAAGAGGUGUGCGACCCUAAUAUAGGAGGAAAGUUGGUAAUGUGCCCACAGUGUGACACAUGCCAAUCCUGGAGGCUAAACAGCACCUGUGACACUUCAAAAAAACUUUGCAUAUUCGAUAGCUUUGGCACAUUGGUGUUUGCCGUCUUCAUGGCAGUCUGGGUGACUUUGUUCCUGGAGUUCUGGAAGCGUUACCAGGCGGAGCUGGAGUACGAGUGGGACACUGUGGAGUUUCUUGAACAGGAAGAGCCACCUCGCCCAGAAUAUGAAGCCAAAUGUGUCUAUGAGAGGAAAAACCCCGUCACAGGGGUGAAAGAAAAAGUGCCGUAUACAGCCUGUGGACGAUGUGUUCGGGUGUCGAUAGGAAUGGGGACAGUCUUGUUCUGGAUUAUGCUGAUCCUGGCAUCCAUCGUGGCCAUCACUGUCUACCGCCUGGCUGUCUUCAUCACCUUCUCAUCUAAACUCCGAAACACCGACCUGAAGGAUCUGGAGCCUUUAAAGGAGUACGUGACGCCUCAGAUGGCCACCUCUGUCACAGCCUCAGUCAUCAGCUUUGUUGUAAUCAUGAUCCUCAAUGUUCUCUAUGAGCGAGUGGCCAUCUGGAUCACAGACUUUGAGCUUCCACGGACCAAGACGGACUACGAGAACAGCCUGACUCUGAAGAUGUUCCUCUUUCAGUUCGUCAACUAUUACUCCUCCUGCUUCUACAUCGCUUUCGCAAAAGGGAAAGCAGUUGGCUUUCCCGGGAAGCCUGUUUACCUCCUGGGAAAGUACAGGAAUGAAGAGUGUGAUCCUGGUGGUUGUCUGAUUGAGCUGACGACUCAGCUCGCUAUCAUCAUGGGUGGAAAAGCCAUCUGGAACAACAUCCAGGAGGUCUUGCUACCGUGGGUGAAGAAUCUGAUCUUUCGCCACUGCUCUAGUGCGGCCUCAGAGAAAGUGAUUCCUCGCUGGGAGCAGGACUACCAGCUUCAGCCCAGUUCAAAACUAGGACUCUUCUAUGAAUAUCUUGAGAUGGUCAUCCAGUUUGGCUUUGUGACCCUGUUCGUGGCCUCCUUCCCUCUGGCUCCGGUUCUGGCUCUGAUCAACAACCUGGCUGAGAUUCGGGUCGAUGCUUGGAAAACCACAACUCAGUUUCGCCGCAUUGUGCCGGAAAAGGCGCAGGAUAUAGGAGCCUGGCAGCCCAUUCUCCAAGGCAUCGCCAUCUUGGCCGUGGCAACAAAUGCCAUGAUCAUCGCUUUUACAUCAGACAUGAUUCCACGGCUGGUUUACUACUGGUCCUUCUCUGUGUACCCUUAUGGAGACCACCCUGACCACACCAUGCAGGGCUACAUCAACAGCUCCCUGUCUGUGUUCAACAUCAGUGAUUUCCCCCGCAGUUCACUCCUCACCAACACUUCAGUACCUCUCAACUUCACCACGUGCAGGUAUCGAGAUUUUCGCUUUCCUCCUGGACACCCCAGACAGUACGAGCACAAUGUCUAUUACUGGCAUGUGAAUGCUGCCAAAAUGGCUUUUAUAAUAGUUGUGGAGCACAUUGUUUACUUGACCAAGUUCAUCCUGUCCUACGUGAUCCCUGACGUCCCGUACGCCGUCAAAGAGCAAAUCAAACGAGAGAAAUACCUGACCCAAGUCAUACUCCAUGAGACCAACCUGAAGCUGGUGACCAGACGCUUGAAAAACGGCGACGAUGAGAUUCUGAGCAAUGAGGAGGCAAAAGUUACCAAGGAGGAGAUGUAGCUGGAUUUCAGACAGUAGGUGGAAGUGUAUGGAAGGAGACAUCACACCUUUUUAUGUGUCACAAAAAGUUCUUUCCCUACUCUGUACAUCUAUGAUUACCAAGUUUCUACAGCUUCCACCACAUCUGUUUAAAUGCUGAUGAAUACCGUAAACCAGUGACAAAAUGAAGACCUGAAACGAGACACAGACUUUGUUAUGAAAAGCAGACAGUAAAGUCUGAAAGAAGGCGUCUUCACUGAAGAGCUGCUGGAUAAAGAAAGGAGAAACCACUGCUGACUGGUCUUCAUCUCUAACCACUGCCCACUGUCAUUUCUAAGAGGAAAGUUUUUCUAGUGAAAUUACCUGAAAUAGUCCCGUCAGACUGAACAAAAUACAUGAACAGAGCUGACAUCAUGCAGUAAAAGAAGGGAUGUUUUCUAGCUGACAGCACAGGAGUAGACACAGAAUGAAACUGUGGAUAAGAAGAUCUCCUGAACCACUUUAACCACAGAUUACCACUGAUCUUGAGUUCAAAGCUGAAUUUUGAAUUUUAGCCCUCUGAACCCCAAAUGCACCCAUUUUAUCUAAAACAAUGCCAGAAUUGCCCCAAUUCAGAGCCAAAAAAUAUAAAGACUGAUUUUCAACAACUGUGCGUUUGUGAUGUGAUGUGUCGUUUUUCUCAAAAUCGCUUUAUUUUAUGUGCUUCAUUUCAAAAUUCACCAUUUGUUCUAAAUUUUUAUUGAGAAAAAUAAUGUUUCUGCACUUCUCAGUGCAACUGAAAAGCCUUUAGUGACUCGACCACAACAGCCUUGUUAGAAAAAGUCAGAGAUGAACAGCGGACUGUUUACAAGAAGAAGAAAUAUAAAUAGAACAAUAUCUAUCAUAUAUAUAUGUAAGUAAAAUAUGUCUGAGUCACCAUUUUGUUCCAGUAUAUAAAAUGCAUGUACAUGUUGAUUUUACUAUGUAUAAAAUAAUCUAAGAAAUUCAAAUACUUCUUAUAGUUUAUUGCAUUGCAGCUGCAUCAUACAGUUUUCUCUCCUGGCUGUGGUUGUUCUGUUUCCAUAGAGAUGCAGAACCACAGGAGCAAAAAUCACCAAGAAAAGGUUUGAGGUUCAGAGGGUUAGACAAUUCAGAUUUAGCUUUUAAUAAUUUAACAAAACCUUGAGCACAACAGCAACUCAGCACUGCCAUGAAGAGGAAAUAAAGUUACAGCAGGUUGUUGAACCAGCCGGGGGUUUUAUAUGUUGAUGUUUACGACCAGAUGUUCAGCGGAAGAGUAAGGAGAAGCUUCACUGUAGUGCAGUUUGUCCCAACAGUGUCCACUUGCUAGUUUUCUUUCCAGACCUUUCAGCUCCACCACAUGGUCUUAAUCUGCAGAUGGACCAGCUGUUAUGACUCCAUCUAUGACUUCUAACGUAUGUGAAAGCUCCAGGCAAAGCCACAAAAUCCACCUUCAGUCUGUUUCUUUGUUAAACCGAUGCUCAUUUUUGAUUUUAGUUUUAGGACUGCGUUGUACUUUCGUUUGGCUCUGGCAGUAGCGCUUCACUCCGUCCAAACAUUGAGCUCAGCGCUUCCACUGCCACGGCAUCACUUUCACCACAAAAUAUCAGUAUUGCUAGAUGCAGAUUUGCACCACUUAUGAACGCAACGUUGGAUCUAAGAGCCGAGGUGAUCUGUCAAGCAGCUCACGAUGAGAUUCCAGGAGUCAGAUUGUACAUGGACUAACCUUUCACUUGCCUGCUAACUAAAUGUGCCUCAGAUUAAACUCCUGAAGCUUUUUUUUGUUACUUAUGAGACAAUCAAGGCAAUGCGCCUGUUUGACUGUGGAAAGCAUGUGAUAAACAGUUUCAUUAUUAUGUCAGCUCAGCCUGUGUUUUUGUGUAAAUAAAAUUACUGCAUCUGUGUGAAGUAGAUGAUCGAGGCUGUGAUAGUCACAGUUUAUAUUCUCAGAUUAUACACGAUGCUGUAAUUCUCCUGUGGCCACCUCUGCUGUAUUAUUACUUCUAAACUACGGUACUAUAACCAUGAUGUAUACAAACAGUAUCAAAUGUCAGCUGUUUCUCUUUGUUGUCUUUUUGUUUUGUGUUGUUAUUAAAUACUUUUGGAUAAAAAAGU
This is a messenger RNA of Acanthochromis polyacanthus (spiny chromis), 5079 nucleotides long. RefSeq names its product anoctamin 6 (gene ano6). Gene Ontology annotation, cellular component: plasma membrane. The record is from RefSeq and is a predicted model, not a curated record. Gene Ontology annotation, biological process: calcium activated phosphatidylserine scrambling; calcium activated phosphatidylcholine scrambling; chloride transmembrane transport. The coding region runs from base 235 to 2985 and encodes 916 amino acids. NCBI's taxonomy places the organism in Eukaryota, Metazoa, Chordata, Actinopteri, Pomacentridae. Gene Ontology annotation, molecular function: chloride channel activity; protein dimerization activity. The transcript is spliced from 20 exons.